Messenger RNA from Homalodisca vitripennis (glassy-winged sharpshooter), 2497 nucleotides. RefSeq names its product NEDD4 family-interacting protein 1-like (gene Ndfip). Gene Ontology annotation, biological process: vacuolar transport; ubiquitin-dependent protein catabolic process; metal ion transport. Gene Ontology annotation, molecular function: WW domain binding. The transcript is spliced from 6 exons. Gene Ontology annotation, cellular component: endoplasmic reticulum; Golgi apparatus; perinuclear region of cytoplasm. The coding region runs from base 188 to 916 and encodes 242 amino acids. NCBI's taxonomy places the organism in Eukaryota, Metazoa, Arthropoda, Insecta, Hemiptera, Cicadellidae. The record is from RefSeq and is a predicted model, not a curated record.
GAUCAGCUGAUACCAAAAUAAUGGAAUGCUCCAUUUAUUUUCAAGGGAAAGCAGCUUUGUCGGAAGGCUAUUGAUUACAGUUUGAUUAUUUACAUUGACUUCUUUUUAUUUAUUCACAAAAUUAGUAAUAAAUUUUAUCUUAUUGUGGUAUAACUUUGUUAAGUUAUAGUGUUGAUAAAUAGUUCUGAUGGAGAGACAUUCAUCUUAUGAUGUGCAAGGACCACCACCUCCUCCACUACCCCAGCAGCCUGAGCAGCUUAGCAAUAUGAAUCUGACAGUGGUCCUGCCUCCAGAGCCUGCAUCCCACACUCUACGCAUUGAUCCUCCCACAUUUCAGAUGUCCAUGUGCUCUCCUCAUCAGUUAUCAAUGGUUGAAGGAGAUGAUAUCCCCCCACCUAAGGCAGAUUUUUCCGCACCACCCCCAUAUGACUUAGCAACCAAACUUCCAACCUAUGAAGAAGUUCAGCGAGAGAAAACUCUACAAGGUGAACUGCCCCUGCCCAGGGCGGGUCCACCUCACAGGCCUCAGACGUUGGCAUUCCUAGCCAUAGACACUGACGCAGUCGAGUCAGAUGGUGAGAACAGUCUGCUUGGCACUGAUUUCAUGUUUUCUCUUGCGUUUUUUGUGGCUUUCCUGUUCAACUGGAUAGGAUUCUUGCUCCUCAUGUGCUUCUGCCACACAGUGGCCGCUCGCUACGGUGCAUUGUCUGGGUUCGGUCUCUCUCUGGCCAAGUGGACCCUGAUCGUCAAACAGUCCACCGACCUGGCCUCUCACGAGAACAGCUGGCUGUGGUGGCUCAUCAUGGCUUUUGGACUACUUAUCUGUGUACGAGCCAUCAUCCAGUACCUGAACAUCAAGCGAGGCUGGCGUCUGCUCUCCGGCUCCGCUCAGGAACGACUUCUCUUCUUCUACUAAUCUCUCCAUCUCAUCUAGAUCUGUACAUACAGUAUGCAUACUCUAAGUGAUUAGUCAUGAGUUUGGAUGCAGUAAUGGGUUUUAUAUAAUUUUCGUGAGAAUUUUACCACUUGAGAGUGAGAGGGGAGGGGGAGCUGGUGUCGCAUGUAAAAGAAGCUGUGGGAAAAUUUCAUUAGUGACACUAUAAAAUAUACAUUUUUUAUAGUAACAGCCUCUAUGUUAUAUUUAAAAUCUGGAAUUACUGGUCAACUUAUUCUUCAGAUAAAAACUGUAUUGUACUGAAACACAACACGCAUCUUCUCUGAUGACAUUUAUAGUUCAUUCUGAGUUAACUUUGGAUUUAAUGGCACAAUGUGUUAGGUUACCAUUGAAUGACAUUAGCUUUCUAGAGGUUAGCUACAUAACCACAAUUCUAAGUACCUUUGUAUUCCACUUUGUAAUAUAUUUAUUAUGAAAUUCUCAUUACCACUUUGACUACUUACAACAAAAUUUGAUAUAUUCAAGAUUACAUAAUUUUUUAAAGAAUGUAAACUACUUAAUAUUUUUCACCAAAAAUAUCAGUAUUGCUGAUAAUUUUUGAUAGUUCCAAUGGAAGGCGUAACUUUUUAACAUGAUUUUAUUUCUCACUAUUACAUUUGUUUAUUGUUUACUUUUUUAAAAUUUUACUGCAAUGUUUAUUUAAAUGUUGGUGCCUCACAGUUCACUUGUACAGAGUUGUUCUCAGUUCAAAAUAUUAAAGAAAUCGCUUUGAAUUUUGACUGAGAAUAAGUUGAGACUUAUUUAAUCUUAUUGUGUUUAUUAGUGAUAAUUUUAACUUAUGAAUUGUAAUAAUUUUUAUUCUUACAUGAAUGGAUAAAUGAUGUAGACAAGUACGUAAUGACCCCAAUUCAUGCCUUGAUGAUAUUGAAUAAAGCAUUUUGGUGAUUCUAAUUGUAUACAUUUCAGGUUUGAUUAUUGCUGCACCAUUAUACCACUUAAUCAUAUUUUGUAAUAGCAUGUUUUGUAAAAUUCAUGCUAUUGUAGACAGAGGGGAUUACAGUUGAUUAUACUAAAAUUUCAAGUUGUUUUAGAAAAUGCCAGCUAAUAUUUUGAUAUACAUGAUAAAAAUAUGUAACAUCCAAGUUUAAUAAUGCAUUGUAAUUAUUAAAAAUGAAUUCUCAGUUUUUGAAUCUUGAUGAUCUGUUUGGUUUUAUUUUGCACAAAUGUCCGUUGUGCCACUAACUUUCCAGUACCAGAAUCAUUGUUUUAUCCUCUUGUCUGUUAGAUGUUAAGUAAGAUAUAUUUAUUUUAUGAGCCUGUAACUUAGGUUAAGAACUGUUGUGUAAUAGUAAGUAAUAAAUAUUUCUGUUGUAAGAUGUUAGUGUUAUUGAUAUAUUUAAUCGGCUUCAGUUCUUGAUUAAGCACUGUUUACUUUGUUGAUAAUUGAGACUAUUUUUCUUAUUUGUAUAGUGUAUAAUAUCCUUACUUAUUGUAGGUGCAUAUUGUUUUAGUUGAAUAAGUGAUAUUUAAGUUUUCGUAUGUUGUGACAAAAUGAUUGUAUAAAGACAUUCAUUGUUGAAUGCAAUAAACCUUUAUAUUGGA